UUUAUUUUCUCAGUGUGACGAACAGGGAGAGGGAUGGAGGCGUAAGGGGUUGUGGCAUUGUUGUUUUCAAGCGGGAGUUUAUUUGUUUAUUGUCGACUUUAAAAAUAGGCCGCAUAGUAGCAAGCUAGCUAACAAAAGCUGUAAUUAAUGGAGGCAAGUUAGCUAGCUAGCUAACCUCAAGGAGCUAGCUAGCUUCUACGUUAACUAACUAGCUCAGAUUUCACUCCGCUGUUGUUGCUAGAUAAUUAACUAGCUAGAUAACACCAACAGCAGUCUACCAAGCUUGCCACCAGCUAUUUAGCUGAAAGAAAGGGUAGGCGAGUGUUUUAUUGUAACGUUGGGUAACGGCGGCGGCUAUCCCGUUGGCUGGCAAGCUGUCUUGUGUGUGUACCCUGGCCUGGGAUAGGACAUACUAUAACUUGACAGAACUCAAUGUUCCACAUCAGAAUGAAAUAAUGGAAGAUUCCCAUUUCAACUCAUCAUACUUUUGGUCUCCCGUUCCUACAGUACAAGGACAGAUUGAAAACGCCAUGUUCCUGAACAAGAUGAAGGAGCAGUUGAGUCCGGACAAUAAGGGUUCUCCAUCGUUCCCUCACUCCUCGCACUAUCCCACCGCCGUGCUCACCAUGGACGCUGGAGGCCGGGUGGUGCCCAAACAGGAAUGCGGAGGUGUCCAAUUGAACGCCGUAGGUGGACACCUGCACCAGCCGCACACCUCACAGAAUAUCACGGUGGUGCCCGUCCAGUCCACGGGCAUCAUGACGGCAGCGGGGCUAGUGAUAACCACUCCCCAAGGCACCCUGGUCUCUCAACCCACCUCCACACAAUCUUUUGUGUCCGGACCCCCUGCCACCACCAUGAUAGUGUCCGCACUGCACCCCACAAACACAGAGAGCAGCCAGCACUCCUCUCUCUACUUCUACAGCCACAACAAGAAAGAGGAUUUGGUCAUCCCUCCUGUUGUCAUGUCAACGCCCGGGAAGCGGGGCAGGAAGAAGAAGUCGAUGAUGCCGAGGGCGGGCGCCACCCUCCCCCCAGGAAGUGAUGCGUUGAUUCUGGCACACCUGGCUGCUGGGGGACAGCACCACACUGCCGACCAUUAUGACUUAUCAAAUGAUGAGGAUGAGCAUGGGAACAAAGAUGGGACCAAAUCAUACAGGUGCCGGAUGUGUGCGGUGACGUUCUUCAGCAAGUCGGACAUGCAGAUCCACGCCAAGUCUCACACGGAGGCCAAGCCGCACAAGUGCCCCCACUGCUCCAAGUCAUUCGCCAAUUCCAGCUACCUGUCCCAGCACAUCCGCAUCCACAGCGGGGCCAAGCCCUACACCUGCUCCUACUGCCAGAAAACAUUCAGGCAGCUCAGUCACUUACAGCAGCACACACGAAACCACACUGAGGGCAAACCGCACAAGUGUCCCCACUGCUCCAAAUCGUUCUCCAACUCCAGCUACCUUGCCCAGCACAUCCGCAUCCACAGUGGGUCCAAGCCCUACACCUGCUCCUUCUGCCAGAAAACAUUCAGGCAGCUCAGUCACUUACAGCAGCACCACAGGAUCCACACUGGGGACCGACCUUACAAGUGUAUCCAUCCUGGCUGUGAGAAAGCAUUCACUCAGCUGUCCAACUUACAGUCUCACCGCCGGCAGCACAACAAAGACAAGCCGUAUAAGUGCCACAACUGUAACCGCGGUUACACAGACGCGGCCAGUCUGGAGGUGCACCUGACCACUCACACGGUCAAACAUGCCAAGCUUUACUCCUGUGGCCUGUGCAACCGCGCCUACACCUCGGAGACCUACCUGAUGAAACACAUGCGGAAGCACAACCCGGACCCCCUCACGGUGGCGGCCGCCGUCGCCGCACAGCAGGCCCAGGGCCACACCCCUGGAGGAGGGGGCAGGGGGAGGGGCCGUGGGAGAGGAGGACGCGGGGCAAAUGCAGUGGGUGGUCCUGGAGGGGCGGGCCAGAACCCGGGGCAGAACCAUUCCCAGAACCCCAACAACCCCCAGCAGGGCAGCUACCCACAGACGGAGGGCGUGCCAUGCUCCUUCGACCUGCACCAGUACAAGACGGUGUCGGCCGGCGAGAUCCAGUACAAGCCAGUCAGCGUGGCUGAUCUGUCGGCCCAUAAGGACCUCUGCUUGACCGUGUCCACCUCAGCCAUCCAGGUGGAGCACAUGAACUCAUAGAGCGGGAGGAUGGACAGAGGGGAGGAGAGGAGUUUGGACAGAGCGGCAGAUGGACAGAAUGGAGAGGGAGGGAGGGAGGGAGGGAGUUGGAGGCUGGUGUCACUUUAAAUGGGAGGAUAGGCUCAUUGUAAUGGCUGGAAUGGAAAGAACGGAACUGUGUCAAACACAAUCAAUGUGUUUGAUUUCAGCUAUUUCAAUGAGGCCGUUCUCUGAUUUCUCCUCCCACCAGCCUCCACUGACAGGGAGAAAGGACUAAGUAAAAGCGACACUGCCUUGUGGUUGGCGAAGGAAUGGAUGGAAGAAUGAGGUUUGGCGAUGCAAGACCCAAUCAGAGAAGGAAAGGAGGGCGUGAAGAGGAAACCUGAGAUGAAGAGGAAGUAUGGGAUAUGUAGUCCAGUAUUGAAUGAAGAGAUGAUAUAUGAAUGGUUCAAAGAAGGCACUUAAAGGAGAAGACAUCGAAAAGGGAAAGAGAUGAGGGGGGGGCUGAUAUAAAGAAGGCACUUAAAGGAGAAGACAUCGAAAAGGGAAAUAGAUGAGGGGGGGGGCUGAUAUAAAGAAGGCACUUGAUCAAUCUUGUAUUUUUUCCCUCAUGGUUUCUCAUGGUUUCAUUUAUUAGUUGUAUGUAUAUUAUCAUAUGUAUGUAUUUUUCUACCAACGUUGGAAUGUGUUAACGAACGGCGUGGGAAAGUGAAAAGAUUGUGCAAGGAACGUGAGUGAGAAGAAACAUCUAGAAACAGAGCAGAUUUUGUAUUUAAGAAUGAUGAUUUUCUAUAUUCCCAACUCAUUCUUGCAAAGCAAGGGGUGCGGGGGAGAAAGGCGGAUUGUGUUGAAACAAUUAGGUACUUUUAACAAGUUUUUUGUUGUUUUUUUAAAAACCUUUCGUACGGAGUAUUACUACCUACGUUAUUCUUAUUGUACGCAACUAUCAAUGUUAUCCUCAUUAUUAUCCAUUGGAAGAUACUGUAAUCUAUGUAGAUAUGCAGUACCACUCAAAUGUUUGGACACGCCUA
Messenger RNA from Salvelinus namaycush (lake trout), 3199 nucleotides. Its product is annotated as zinc finger protein 384-like. The record is from RefSeq and is a predicted model, not a curated record. Bases 456 to 2189 code for a protein of 577 amino acids. Gene Ontology annotation, biological process: regulation of transcription by RNA polymerase II. NCBI's taxonomy places the organism in Eukaryota, Metazoa, Chordata, Actinopteri, Salmoniformes, Salmonidae. The transcript has 12 exons. Gene Ontology annotation, cellular component: nucleus. Gene Ontology annotation, molecular function: RNA polymerase II cis-regulatory region sequence-specific DNA binding; DNA-binding transcription factor activity, RNA polymerase II-specific.